AUGAAAGUAGCCAUCUUCCAUCAAAAUGAAGAAAUUUCUUCACCAUCAUCAGAUAAUUUAUCUUCUGCCUCCAAAGAAGAAUUAAUUAAUGACAAUGUUUCUCCUCCAAAAUCCAACAAGAAGAAAUUUGUGGAAUUAAUCAGCAAUGAAAAACAGGCCAAGGCGAAAAUAGAUGAAUGGAAAGAAAUGAUAAAUGAUCCGAAUGUUCAUACUGUCUUUUAUUUGGAUACUGAAGUUGGUGGAUUUAAAACAAACUCGGAACGUCUCUCCUGUAUUCAAUGUUUGGUGGUUUCUAGUCCUCGUGUAAAUGAUCAAAUUUUGAGAUUAUUCAAUCCUUUGAUUGUUCCACCUUCAAUUUCACAUUUAUUAGAGGAAAAGAGAGAAUACACUUUAAAACCUGUGGAAAAUGUUGAGGAGGAAAAUGUAGAUCAAUUCAUUGAUAAUAAGGUAAUUCGAGAAAUUGAAAGUGUAUUAAUUAGAGAUGCUCUGCCGAAUGGGAAAAUUGUAAUUUUAGAUGUUUUGGAUAUGUCUGAUGAUCUUUUAGAUUACUUUGAAGAUAAUAUUAUGUUUGAUGAGAGAUGUGAAAAGGUGUUUCACUACAAGACUUUUGAUUUGAAAUUCCUUGGAGGAGCUUCCUAUUGUAAAAAUGUAUCCUGUACUCAUGAAAUUUCUAGCAAAUACAUUCCAUACCAUCUUUUACCAAUUUCCAAUUAUAAGCUUGAUACUCUUUCUCAUUAUCUUACAAGUAGAAUUAUUUCCCAUAUCAAUAAUGUCUCCCAGACAAGUAAUGACAUUGGAAACUUGGAGGAAAUCAAGGAAUUAUUGACAUACUCCAACAAGAAGGAAUUACAAGAAUCUGAUUGGUUCGAAAGACCACUGUCACCUACUCAAGUUGAAUAUGCAACCCAAGAUGUCAUUACAUUAUUUGGAGUGCAUCAAUUAUUAAUUAAUAUUCUUGUUCAUCAAGACAAUUCAUUCCACUUGCAGUCCUAUUUCAAAUAUUUGUAUAAUGCCAGAUCUGCAGAUUCAGAGGAAUCUCCACAGGAUCUUGAAGAAGAGGACAGUAAGAAUGAAUACCUUCUUCCACUAGCUGAAUUUUCUGAUAGCUCUAAAGACAUUACUGAUAUUGAGGAUUCUAUAAAGGAAAUUGAGGACGAAUACAAACUUUUAGAAUCUAAAAUGUCAACCCUGCAAGACAGAAUUAAACAAGUAAUGAUUCGAGAGAAUAUUACUGAUACAAGAUUCUUCAAACUCUCAUCCUCCAAAAGAGCUACUCAACAAGUUCCACUCCAUCUCUUGGUUGAACACAUCGCUAACCAAAGAUCCACAACCAAGGUAAAAGUCAAUCCCAUCAAUCUACCAGUUGGUGUUACAACCACAAUGAAGAAAGCUCUGAAAGAAGCUGGAUUCGCUGAUAUUCCAACCCAAUCCAUUAUCAAACAAGAAAGCUCAUCCUAUCGUAUCACAAAGAAAUAA
This is a messenger RNA of Naegleria gruberi, 1476 nucleotides long. RefSeq lists its product as uncharacterized. Bases 1 to 1476 code for a protein of 491 amino acids. Gene Ontology annotation, biological process: nucleobase-containing compound metabolic process. Gene Ontology annotation, molecular function: nucleic acid binding; 3'-5' exonuclease activity. Lineage: Eukaryota; Heterolobosea; Eutetramitea; Acrasida; Naegleriidae. The record is from RefSeq and is a predicted model, not a curated record. The transcript has a single exon.